AGAGAUGGAUCCCAGGACAUCCCUCUACCUCGUGCUCAUCUUCAUUGCCUGGGGUGCCUGCUCCCAGGAGAACUGUCUCUGCGCCCGCGGCUUUUGUGACGAAGGCUGGGUGCAGUAUCAAGACUCCUGCUAUAAGGCUGUGAUGGAACCGACAAACUGGCACGAAGCUGAGAUGGCGUGUCAAAGCCACGGCAGGAAUUCCCAUCUGGCCUCCAUCCACAGCGCAGAGGAAAAUGACUUCAUCUUUCACCUGAUGGGCAAGCCGCUGGAUUACACUAAAGGGCAGGCCUACUGGAUCGGCGCACAUGACACUUUCAAGGAGGGGUCUUUCAUGUGGACGGAUGGUUCCGAAUACAAUUUCCGGACAUUUCCUGCAGACCAGCCCGAUGGUCUCCCGGGAGAAAACUACCUGGGCUCUUGGACCCUGGAAAACGGCUUCGUCACCUGGAACGACUAUGGCCCCAGCUGGUCCUUCCCGUUCGUUUGCAAAUACACCCUGCGGAACAGGGGCCCGGCAGUCAGCUGUCCAGUCACUUCCCCAGGGGCGAGUGGGGGGACUCAGACCCUGAACAGCUGGAUGGUCGGAGAGCAACAGCUGCUGACUGGGCACCCAGCUCUGAAGGCAGCGCUGCUGCCAGCAGCAGUGCAGAGCUGCAGCCGCCACGGCCAGUCACGGAGCCGGAUCUAUGCACUUGACCUGCAAGAGCAGGCUGGGAAAUGCCUCCAAGAGCUGCAAGGAACCUACAGUCUCUAG
Messenger RNA from Emys orbicularis (European pond turtle), 754 nucleotides. Its product is annotated as regenerating islet-derived protein 4-like. NCBI's taxonomy places the organism in Eukaryota, Metazoa, Chordata, Testudines, Emydidae. Gene Ontology annotation, molecular function: signaling receptor activity. The record is from RefSeq and is a predicted model, not a curated record. The transcript has 8 exons. Bases 5 to 754 code for a protein of 249 amino acids.